CACUUGCUGUGAAGGUUCAAACAAACUCUCAGUUCAAAUCUCCAGAAUUAGCUUGAAAGCACCCAGUCCUGAAGCUCAGAAGGCAAGCAAAGAGGUAACAAGUUGGCUGAGAGCAUUUCAGAAGCAUUCUGAUAACCAAAGCAGGAUGGGUGACUGGAAAAGCUACAUCAACACCAUCCUAAAGGAUAAGAACAUUGAAGAUGUAGCUAUCGUGGGGCACAGUGACAACAAAUCAGUGUGGGCUUCCAAGCCAGGAGGCCUACUGGCUGCUAUCUCACCUCAGGAAGUGGGGGUGAUCACAGGCCAUGACAGGAAGGGGUUCCUGCAGACUGGUAUCACCAUAGCUGGCAAGAAGUGCAGUGUGAUCCGCGACUACUUGCUUGUGGAAAAAGAUGCUGUGAUGGACACCAGAACCAAGGAGGGUGACAGCAAGUCCAUCUGUAUUGGCAAGACCCCCAGAGCCCUGAUCUUCCUCAUGGGCAAAAACGGAGUCCAUGGAGGAGCCCUCAACAAGAAGGUGCAUGAGAUGAUUGCAAGCAUGAAAACCCAGAGUAGCUAGAGCAAAGGACAUAGGUACUGUCCCCAGGGGAAAUGACCUUAUCCUUGCUUUAAAAGAAAGGAAACAAAUUC
Molecule: messenger RNA, 630 nt
Organism: Mauremys mutica (yellowpond turtle)
Lineage: Eukaryota; Metazoa; Chordata; Testudines; Geoemydidae
Gene: PFN3
Product: profilin 3
Exons: 2
Coding region: 146-559 (137 amino acids)
Biological process (GO): actin cytoskeleton organization; positive regulation of actin filament bundle assembly; regulation of actin filament polymerization
Cellular component (GO): cytoplasm
Molecular function (GO): actin binding
Source: RefSeq, a predicted model, not a curated record